GUCCGAAGAUUCAAAUUCAAAAUGGCUAGAAACGGCUAAAAAGAAGCCAAUAAAAGGCUACAUCUGAAUCAUCUCCACCAAAAAUUAUCGGCCGUCAAUUCUAUAUCUGCGUCGUUUGCUAUUUUUAUUUUUCUUCGUAAUUGCCGUCAUAAAGAGAUAAUUAUGUGAAAUUCCAGAGUAACAAGCUUAGAGUUUCAAAGUGCCAUUCAGAAUAGCUUAAUUUAGAGGGAAAAAAGCUAAGCUGGCAACUCUGACUUAAAGCUCGGAUAAAAUUCAAAAUAAAUUAAAUUGGAACACUUAAUGCUCUGCAGCACAAACCAAAAUGCUUUCCAAUCUCCUAGUGACCCAGCAAAAGGUGGUCCUGAUAAUCGAUGAGCUAAAUCGGGAGCGCCUCGCGCCGAAGUUCAUCGAUGGCCUGUUGCAUGAGCAGGGUCAGGAAGCGGACACCAUCAAGGCCUUGCCCACGGGCGCCAAUCUGAAGCACGUGUCCAGCUUCAAUGCCCUGAUCACGGAGUGUGCCACCAACAGUGUCUCCGGCACCACGACGCAGGCGGCAGAUGAGCAAACAGUGGGUUGUCCGGGAGCCAAACCCGCUGGCUACAACAUCAUCCUGCCUACUCUGGCCGACCUACUCUGCUACCAGCCACCCGCCUUUGUCUUUGGCUUCCUGAAUCGUCUGCGUCGCUCUGAGGAAGUCCGCCGCGUCUUCCUCUGGGCCUCUCCGAAGCACUUGCAGCACCCCGAUGCCACCUAUAUAUUGGCUGGUUGCGAGUACAUUGCCGAACUGGUACUGCGCCUGGAAACCGACACGCUCCUAUCUCUCAUCUCACGCAAGCCUGGCGGCGGCGUGACCAACAAACGCUACUCCUGCAAAGUGACUAAAAACGAGUUUCAGGUAACGCCUCUGGAUGGAGGGCCUGCAGCCCCAGCGCCCCAAUUGUCUGCCGAGGAGGAGCAGACACCCGAGCCGGUCAACAGCACCUUUAAGAUAGAGCUGGACGAGGACGAAGUGGUGGCCCGCAACGCCCUUACUUUGCCCUACGAACGCGCCAGUGAACCGUCCGAGGGAAACAUCAUCUACACCCCCGAUGCCGACGACGACUUUGACGAGGAGGAUCCCGACGAGGACCUGUGCAUCUAGGCAGUCGUCAGCCGAGAGUAGUCGGCGGCCGAACGGCAGUACAAACGUAGGGCUUUAAGUCAACUUAGGUCUAACCUCAAAACCGAUACCUGGAAUUCCAGCCCCAAGCUCCCUGGAUGCAAAUCAAUUGGAAUCUGUCGAAGACCACAUCUCUAGUACAUGUAGAAUUGCUCAUUUAUUUUUGGAUAAUUUGAUAUGUGAAAUAAACGCGAGAAAUCGAAGAAGAAA
Messenger RNA from Drosophila ananassae, 1369 nucleotides. RefSeq names its product elongator complex protein 5 (gene Elp5). The record is from RefSeq and is a predicted model, not a curated record. Gene Ontology annotation, cellular component: cytosol; nucleus; elongator holoenzyme complex. Bases 323 to 1141 code for a protein of 272 amino acids. The transcript has 3 exons. Gene Ontology annotation, biological process: tRNA wobble uridine modification. Gene Ontology annotation, molecular function: tRNA binding. NCBI's taxonomy places the organism in Eukaryota, Metazoa, Arthropoda, Insecta, Diptera, Drosophilidae.